Molecule: messenger RNA, 1857 nt
Organism: Phragmites australis (common reed)
Lineage: Eukaryota; Viridiplantae; Streptophyta; Magnoliopsida; Poales; Poaceae
Product: protein IQ-DOMAIN 6-like
Exons: 4
Coding region: 281-1600 (439 amino acids)
Molecular function (GO): protein binding
Source: RefSeq, a predicted model, not a curated record
UGGAGGCCUGAUAGGGUGGGCCCCGACGCUCGCUCGUCCGGGUUUCCCGGCUUCGUGCUUGUUCGCGGUUCAAAAUUUGAACCCAAACGGCUCCGGGCCUCGUAAGCCGAAGAAGAGCACAACGGCCAGCGCACGGCAAGCCUCACGUUUCCCACGUCUCCGCUUCCUCGUCCCAUUUGGCCGUUUCCCCUCUCCUCGCCUCGCCUCGUCGUGGCAGGGGAGAGAGAGAGACCCCCCGGUCUUGGGAAAAGUUUGGGUUUUGGCGUUGUGGCUGGCGUCCAUGGGGGCGUCGGGCAAGUGGAUCCGGACUCUGGUGGGGCUCAAGUCGACGGCGGAGAAGGAGAGGCCCGGCGCGGGGGUGAAGGUGCGGAAGUGGAGUCGGCUGUGGCGGAGCUCGUCCUCGCAGAAGGGCGGCGCGGGGAGCGCGUCGGUGUCGGAGGCGCCGUCCGAGGCGUCGUCCACCGCCGACGCGCUCAGCCUCAGCUCCGUCGUCGCGGCCGUGGUGCGCGCGCCGCCCAGGGACUUCCGCUUGAUCAGGCAGGAGUGGGCCGCCGUCCGCAUCCAGACCGCCUUCCGCGCCUUCCUGGCGAGGAGGGCGUUGAGGGCGCUGCGAGGGAUCGUGCGGUUGCAGGCUCUGGUGCGCGGCCGCCGCGUACGCCAGCAGCUGGCCGUCACAGUAAAGUGCAUGAACGCGCUCGUGCGGGCGCAGGAGCGCGCGCGGGACCGCCGCUCCAGGAUCUCGGCGGACGGCCGCGACGCGCACGACGUCCUCGACGAGCGAAGCUACCGCGCCGAUCCUGUCAAGGAAGCAGAGGCAGGAUGGUGUGAUAGUCAAGGCACUGUGGAUGACUUGAGAUCAAAGAUACACAUGAGGCAUGAGGGUGCGGUAAAGAGAGACAGGGCAAUUGCUUAUGCUCUUUCUCACCAGAGGAGUUCAAGCCACAGUGGAAGACCUAGCUCUCCUGCUGUCUCUCUUAGGAAUCAUGGGACUAACAGAAGCGAUCAUAAUUGGAGCUAUUUGGAAGGGUGGAUGACAACAAAACCUUGGGAGAACCGCCUUAUGGAGCAAACGAAUACUGAACACUCCACCAAUUCAGGGUGUUCAGGGAGCAUUGAGGAAAUGAACGCAGCCAUCUCAAAACUUUCGGUUGCAAGCUCAGUCAAGAUCAGAAGAAACAAUGUGACAACUAGGGUGGCAGCAAGGCCUCCUUCCACAAUCUCAGCUUCUUCUGAUUUCGUGUGCGAUGCGAGCUCCCCAUCUACUUCUUCAGUUACUCCAGUGUCUGGCACCAAUCUCCUAACAUCAGAGAGAAGAUUUGAUUGUGGUCAGGGAAGUGGACCGAACUACAUGAGCUGGACUAAAUCGGCCAAAGCAAGGUUGAAUGGUUCUAGCUCCCAUAAGCCACCGCUUCAAAGGCAACGGUCUUCUGAUCUGCACCACAACAGCAGGAUGGCAUUAUCUUCCGUAGAUGUUCAAAGCACCGCUGGCUCGGAGGUUUCAGUUACUUCUAAGAGGUUAAACAGUCUGACUCUGAAAGGUCGAAGCACUAGAAGAAGUUUGGACAAGGAGAAUGAUGGUCAGCCUGUUGCCUUGUUUUAGGACUUAGUCCUAAUUAUUUCCAUAAUAUACAUUAGGUAUAUUGAUGUUAACUUGUAUGUGUGCUCUGAUGUUAAUGCCUCAUUGCUUAUUUUGGUGUCAUCAACAUUUCUGAUGUACAAACUAGCCAAAGGUUGAACUGUUUCUAUGUCUGCUGCGGUGCUGCACAGGUAACUUUCAGGGUUAUAAACCUGGUUGAAGUUAUGCAGGAUGGUGAUAGUUUAGACUGGACUGUGAUAACUGUGUUUCUUGCCUUGCAG